AUGGCGACUCGCAACGAGCGGGCACUGGGCCGCGUGCGCGAGGCCGUGGGCUACAGCUCGUCACCACCACCACCAGCCGAGCCUGCAACGCCUGUGCGCAGGGCGCCACCUGCGCCUGCAUUUGCCCUGCCCUCGUCGCCAGAUAUCCCCCUGCGCCACCUGAAAGCACAAGCUGCCACCGCACGUCAUGCUGACUCGCCCUCCCCAGCCAAGCGCAAAGCGACCACCGAGGCCACUGGCGGCUCCCCUAAGCGCGCAAAGCAGAGCCCCUCGUCCGACGCAGACGCACACGUAGACGAAGCUCCCGCGCCCCCUGUCAAGCGCAUCGUGCCCUUCCCCGAGAAGCCCGCCGUCAUCGAAGAGCGCGAGGGAGAGAUCGAGUUCCGUGUCGUCAACAAUGACGGCCAGCGUGAGAGCACCAUCAUCCUAACCGGGCUCAAGUGCAUAUUCCAGAAGCAGCUGCCCAAGAUGCCCAAAGACUACAUCGCUCGUCUCGUCUACGACCGCACUCAUCUGAGCAUCGCCAUCGUCAAGAAGCCUCUCGAAGUCGUCGGCGGCAUCACCUACCGCCCCUUCGACAAGGGCCAGUUCGCCGAGAUUGUCUUCUGCGCAAUCUCCUCGGACCAGCAAGUCAAAGGCUACGGCGCCCAUCUCAUGUCGCAUCUCAAGGACUACGUCAAGGCCACCUCAGACGUCAUGCACUUCCUAACCUACGCCGACAACUACGCCAUUGGCUACUUCAAGAAGCAAGGCUUCACCAAGGAAAUCACGCUCGAGAAGCGGCGCUGGAUGGGCUACAUCAAGGACUAUGAAGGCGGCACGAUCAUGCAGUGCAGCAUGGUGCCCAAGAUCCGCUACCUGGAGAGCGGCCGCAUGCUGCUCAAGCAGAAAGAAUGUGUCAACGCCAAAAUUCGUGCCGUCUCCAAAUCCUUCCAGGUCCAUCAGCCUCCCGUUCAAUGGGCGAAAGGGGAGGUCAAGCAGAUUGAUCCUCUCACCAUACCCGCUAUCAAGAACUCCGGCUGGAGUCCCGUCAUGGACGAACUGGCUCGCGCGCCCCGCCACGGACCGAACUACAACCAGCUUCUCCACCUGCUCAACGACAUGCAAAACAACUCCAACGCCUGGCCGUUCCAGCAGCCCGUCAACAAAGACGAGGUCCUCGACUACUACGAUGUCAUCAAGGAACCCAUGGACCUGGCCACCAUGGAGGAGAAGCAUGAGAAGGACCUCUACCCAACACCUGAGGACUUCAUCCGCGACGCCAAGCUCAUCUUCGACAACUGCAGAAAGUACAACAACGAGAGUACUCCGUAUGCAAAGGCGGCAGGGCGGUUGGAGCGCUUCAUGUGGCAGCAAAUACGGAAUAUCCCAGAGUGGUCGCAUCUUGAGAGUGAGCUCGGUGGCAAGUAG
Messenger RNA from Ascochyta rabiei, 1410 nucleotides. RefSeq names its product Histone acetyltransferase. Gene Ontology annotation, cellular component: histone acetyltransferase complex. Gene Ontology annotation, molecular function: histone H3 acetyltransferase activity; protein binding. The record is from RefSeq and is a predicted model, not a curated record. Gene Ontology annotation, biological process: positive regulation of transcription by RNA polymerase II; chromatin remodeling. The transcript is spliced from 2 exons. Bases 1 to 1410 code for a protein of 469 amino acids. Lineage: Eukaryota; Fungi; Ascomycota; Dothideomycetes; Pleosporales; Didymellaceae.